GCAGCCUCCUACAACGGAAGUUUACGGUUGCCUAGCAGCAAUAGUGCGCUGGUUUAUCAGUGACUGUGCUGCGGUGUUUGUCAUCACAGGUGCAAUGCAGAGCGCUGGAGGUGAGGGAGGCUGGGAGGAGGGAAGGUCCAGUCAAGGCGAGAAAAGCCCAAAGUUACAGGAAGGACUUGAUAAAGCAGCAGAGGACUCGGGAGCGACUGUCCCACCUGAGGAUCAGACAGGAACAGAGCCUGAUGACUCAGCCCCUCAGCCUCACCCUGACCUUAGUGGUGCGGAGGACGACUCCCCUAUGGCCACAUAUUCAGUGCAAGACAAUUUUGCUCAAGUGCUGGUAACACCUCACAUUUCAAACAUUAACACAUCAGAAGACAUGGGGGAUCAGGAGCCACUGCCAGAGGAUGAGGAAGAGGAGGAGGAGGAGUUCAUUGUUCUUGAUCCUGAACAUCCCCUGGUCAGAAGGCAACAAGCUGCUCUGAAAAGCCAGCUGAGCAAGCAGCUGGAGAGGAUCAACCUGGGACUGAAGGAAAAGUUGGCAAUGGAGAAGGCAGAUGCCAGCCACUUACAGGAGAUAACUGUUGAGAUGUUCAGGAUUCAGGAGCAGCUGGCCAGACUCCAUACCAGGCUGGAGGACCGUCAUCAGACCAAGGAACAGGCUGAAGCCAAAAAUAGGCAGGCACAAGAUCACCUGGAGGCAAUGAGGAGCCACUAUUCCAGUACUACCAGUCAGGCCAGCAAUGUCAAAGCCAAUGUGUCCCAGCUACAGGCGGAGGUUGACAACCUGAUGCUGCAUCUCGUCUUCACACAAGGAGUCAGUGAAGAUCUGCGCUCUAAUGUCAAAGCUAUGAAGAAUGCUAGACACAAAGCGGGAGCUGAGAAGGACCAGGCCGAAGAGCAGAAAUUGAAGCAGGAUUUGUAUGUGGAGCGUCUAACAAAGGACAUGGAGAGGCUGAUGCAGCAGAUAGCCAUGUAUGAGGCCCAGGCCAGUGCUCAAACAGAGGAGAGACAGACAGCCAAAGAGGCACACUCUGAGGCUGAGAUGGAAAUGGAGUCUCUGCUGAUGGUGCGUAAACAGCUGCUACAGCAGUGGAACAGCAGCCUGGUGGGCAUGAGGAGACGAGAUGAGGCCUUCAAUGCGAUGCAGGAGGCCGUGCGCAUGGUCGAGCACCAGGUGAUCUUACUGGACAGAGAGAUUGAAGGCUACAAGAAAUCAACCACUGAAGAGCAGGAGCAAAAUGAGACACUGACUUUACAGCUGAACUGGUCCCAAAUGGAUGGAGCCAUCUCCAAAAAGCUGAUCAGUCAGAAGCAGGCCCAGCUGGAGGCUCUGCAGGCCCACUACAGCACCUGCCUCCGCACUCUGAGGGAAACAGAGUGCAUCCUUGCCAGGCUCACAAAGGAAACCUGCACCCUCCAGGCUGAAGUGAAUGACCAGAGGAGGCAGUUGAAGAAAGAAAGAACUGUGCGUCUGGAGUUGGAGGACAAGAUCAUGACCAACAUGCAGCAGAAGCUCACCCACAACAAGGCUGCCAAGUACUCCCAACGGCUCACCAGCAAGAUAGCCACACUCAAGAAAGAAAAGAUCUCUCAGCUGUGGCAGUUGGAGAACGAAGUGGUGGCGACGGGACUGGAGAGCAGCGAAGUCAGCCAACAUCUGGACAGCCUGGCUCUCACUCAGGAGGCCCUAGAUGAGGAAAUCGCAAAGUACAACAAGUUACUCACAUCCAACCAGGCUAAGAUUUCUUCCCUCAUUACACUCAUCGGGCAGAAGCAGGCCACCAUCGCCAGCUACAAUAUAAAGAUUGGUCAAAUAACAGCAAGCACUGGGCAUGAAGACCUGAGUCCUCUGCAAAUCAGGACAGAGGCAUUGACGGCUCAGAUUGAGGAGCUGGCGGCAAAUAUCAAGAACAGCCAGCAGCUUUGGCUGAAACGGCAGGGGACUCUAGUAAGACUGACCCAGGAGAUAGAGGCCAACAGCAAGAACAUGCUCAAACUGCAGACAAUGUACACCGGCAUGCAGCAGAAGAAAAUACGCUUGGAGAGUCAGAUUGAAGCAGAGCACCAAGAGGAGACAGAGCUUGAGAAGAAUACAAAGAUGCUGAGGGGAGACUUGCUGAAGCUCAACACCCUGCUUAGCAAGAACGGACAGCAAAGCCAGGUGCUGGAGCAGGAGAAUGCACUGAUGGAGACCGAUUUCCUUCACAGACUUAAGGAGGCAGAGCGGGAGUCAAUUGAGAUGCAGAUGAAACACGAGAAGACCCAGGAGGAAAAAGAGAGAAUCCUCAACAGUUUGGUGGAAGCCGAGCGACAGAUCAUGCUGUGGGAGAAGAAGACCCAGCUUGUAAAAGAAACUCGUUCAGCUGUGGAGUCUGAGGUGGGCCAGGGGCACAUCCAGAUGAUGAAGGCUGAGAUACACCGUAUGGAGGUGCGACUCAACCAAGUGAUGAAGCAGCAGGAGCGGCUGCUGAGAGAGAGUGAAGCAACAGUGGCGAGGAGGGAGAACGUUGCUCUCCGUAUGGAGGCCAUGGUCCACAGCUCCCACAAACAAACUACAAAGGGCGAGCUGAACCGCUUCAUACAGGGCCUGCAGCGCAAGAUCCCCGACACUCACAAGCAUUUGACAGAGUGUGAGAAGGUGAUCAGGGAGCUAAAGGAGAGCCAGGUGAGUCUGAGUGACAGGCUUGUACAACAGAAGCAGCAGCUGAUAGAAGUGUGUGGCAGCAGCUACGUCCUUGACCCUGACAUCCUAAAUCUCCAGGAUACCAAAGACAGGAACCUAGCCCACCUGGUGGCUCUACAGAGCCGGACCAAGAAGCUCCAGGGGGUGUAUGAGGGCAGCUACCAAGCCUCAUCCACCUGCGAGUCAGUAGAAGCCGCCCUGCAAAGCCAAUUGGAGCGUGUGCACGCUGCCAGCACCAUCUUGCACCGUGUGUGUGAGGAGUCCCCCCAACACCAGGGGGCACUCCGCAGGCUGUCGCUAGCAUUGAAAGCACAUACAUGGGCCCUGGAUCAGGAGGCGUCCUGAGAUUGAGGGUAGAAUAUAGGCAUGAAAGUGAGUACAGGAGAAUAAAUACAAAGGAUGGAAAGUGAGUAAACAUGAGGUUAAGAUAAAGAAUAGAUAGGUGACGAUUUGUGAAAAAUGAGGGGUAAUUUAUUUUUGGUUUUGCAUUCUGUUAUGCUUUGAAUGAAAACUGAUUGUGAAACAAUGUAAUAAAAUAAACGGUCAUGAAACUGGACCAGAAAUAACUAGAUUCUUCAAAAGUGUUUGGCUCUCUCAAUCCAGUUGCCAGUUUGGAAAGUAAUUGAUACAUGAAGGGUUGCUGGUGACAACUGUCAAUGCAUCAGUGAAAAAAAAUCAUUAUAAUUCCCUAUUGGAUAUCCUAAACUAUUCAGUAUAAGCAUAUGUUGAGCUCAUACACUUUUCAUUUGUUGAGUUAUUUAAAAAAGGCCUUACAGCAUCACAUUUCAUAGAUGCUUAAUUUCGUUAUUCCCUGCCUCAUUUUGUGAUUUUAAAGGAUAAUUCUGGUUGAUUUCAACUUGGUGUUGUUUCCCAUAAAUGUGGCUAUUGUGGCUCUAUUGGUCGUGCUAUCUUCUCACUCACCACGUCCGCUGUUGAAAUAUGGAGAAACAAGGAUUUGUGCAAAACAGCGUAUUUCGGGGCAUCCAGCACGAGCUUUCCAAAUCAGCAUUUCCAAAGUUUGUCUCUGAGUCUGAUCCAAAGUAAACACAGACGGUAGCCGAUAGGAACAGCCAUUAUGGCUAACUACAUGUACAUCCAGGACAACUUUCUAGUUGACCAUUUAAUAAAACUACUAAAAUUGAACUUGUAUUUUGUGAAAACAUUGUCCAGCUUUGCCUAAAAGUAUUGUCAUCCAUAACCUACAGUAUCUGACAGUAUAAAUCGUCAUUAUGCACCGUACAUAUUUUGUACAAAAGAUUGUGCACAUACACAAAAACAUACAGUUCACCU
This is a messenger RNA of Xiphias gladius (swordfish), 3976 nucleotides long. It is a transcript of the gene ccdc40, whose product is annotated as coiled-coil domain containing 40. Gene Ontology annotation, cellular component: cytoplasm; cilium. The record is from RefSeq and is a predicted model, not a curated record. Gene Ontology annotation, biological process: axoneme assembly; heart looping; epithelial cilium movement involved in determination of left/right asymmetry. The transcript is spliced from 19 exons. NCBI's taxonomy places the organism in Eukaryota, Metazoa, Chordata, Actinopteri, Istiophoriformes, Xiphiidae. Bases 95 to 3031 code for a protein of 978 amino acids.